Molecule: messenger RNA, 567 nt
Organism: Microthlaspi erraticum
Lineage: Eukaryota; Viridiplantae; Streptophyta; Magnoliopsida; Brassicales; Brassicaceae
Source: the annotation of a GenBank genome assembly
AUGGGGAAGAGUCCAGAUGAAAGUGCGGCGGCGACGGAUCCGGCAUGGGAAUGCGAAGGGAAAGGAGCUUGUGAAAUGAAACAACGGCGAUUUGCCGAUAAAAUCAUGCCUCAUAUUCUCAACUUGUACGGGUCUUGCGCAAAAGCAAACGAUUUUGACAUGUACGCGCCAGACGCUUCGUUUGAGGACCCUUUAACGCAUGCUCAGGGGGUGAAGCAAAUCAAAUCAGCAUUCUAUUCACUCGCUAAGGUGUUUGGUGAGUCGAGAAUAGUUGAAUAUCAUAUUCAGGAAAGUGAGACUGCGCCGGGGAAGAAAGAGAUUCUAAUAGACAACAAGCAACACUACAAGAUCAUGGGAAGGAACAUAGAUAUGAUCUCUCUCAUUAAACUCUAUGUCGAGAACGACAAGAUUGUCCGACACGAAGACUGGUGGGACAAGAAACCUCUGAGGAACAGAGACACGGUUAACUUCCCGUUAGUCGGGCGGGCAAUGGAGAUGGGUCGAAGAGGCUUGAUGCUAGCCACUCAUGCCAUGAUGGGUUUUGGUAAAGAUCCUGACUCGCAGUGA